AUCAGCAGCGGCUUAGUGAUGUUGACUAAUGGCUUUUGCAGUCGCACAAUGGGUGCUUUUAUUGGCUUACGGCAAUUCGGGAAAUACAGAUCUGUUCCAAAACACUUUUGGUUCUACUAUUUACUCUAUUUCCGGAAAAUUUUUGUCAACAACUGUAGGUGAUACAGGGUGUUUUAUCGAAAAGCGGCAGAAUCAAUGAAGUGAAAAAUUAAUUGUAUAUAUUUACCAGCAUUAUGCCAGGCAAAAGGAAUAAAGCCCAACAGUCCAAAACAAGUCAGGCGAAAAGACCACCUCGUGCACAGAACGGAACUGGAGAGUCCACUACCAAAGAUGCUGUGGCUGUCGAUACAAGCACUCAACCCCUUGAUGUUCCUCCUGAAACCUUGGCUGCAUUAACCCAAACCAUAACAAAGUCAGUCACGGAGAAGGUGUUAGCAGAGAUAAAACCAUUACUGCAACAUCAGGGGAGUAUCUCUGUUCAUAAUAUGGGGGGAGAAAGGGGAAAUAAUGCUUCCACUACAUCAAGCAAUAGCUUAACAGCAGGUCCUUCUGGGUCAGUUUGUCAGAUAACAAAUAAGUCAGUGGAUGCAAGUAUCUCAGGAUUGGUAUCAGGCGCUGUAAUCGAACACAGUUCACAGAUUGUAGGUACUGAACUUCCACCUGCAGCAAAUGUCGGUAAGAAAUCAGGUUUUGUAAGCUCAUCAGUACCGAUAGAGGCAACUGUUUCUGACAAAAUAAAAUCUAAAAUUUGGUCAAAACAAUAUGUUGAUAUGGCCCUGUUGUUAAAAAAGGAAAAGGGGAAAAGUAAGUAUUCUAUCAAGGUAGAGGAACAAGAUCAGACAGGUAAAGUGGUAAUCCACAAUAUGCGAUCCACAGAUGACGACGAAGUUAGGGAUGGUUCGUUAUCACUGCAUGACUGGGUAACUGCGUGGAAUAGGUAUGUGACAAUAUAUUGCAUUAAAGAUACACUUGCACAGCCAAAGCUUGCAAAACACAUGGAAUCAGUAAGGCAAAUUGCAGAGGAAAAGGGGGAUUGGAGAAAAUAUGAUAAGGAGUUCAGGGAACUCAUAGAACAAGGUGAGAUAGAAUGGGGUGAUGUCCAUAUGGAGAUAUAUGUUAAUGCUCGCCUCAAACAAUCAGAAAAGAAGUCAAGCAAAAUAACACCAGACCGUUCGUCAUUUGGUACGUAUGAGGAAAUCCCUCAGGGGUCAUGCUUUGCCUAUCACAAAGCUGGAAGGUAUUGUAGGCUUGGUUCAUCAUGCAAAUUCCAGCACAGAUGUUAUAACUGUGGUGGCUUCCAUCCAAUCUAUAUAUGUAAAAAACCAAUUCAACGGCCAUUUCGUUUCUUGGACAAAUCCAGAACCCAAAAACCAUUUCAAGGAAAUGGCACAUCAACCAACACAGGUAAUGCUAAAUUCUCAAAGCCAACCUAUCCCACAAAAGGGUCCAACUCCAGUAAAUCCCAGUAGAUUAGAGUACUGGUUGGUGGGGUAUGAUAAGGUAGAAACAGAAUUUUUAGUUAAUGGUUUUCGAUAUGGUUUCCACAUUGGUUACACAGGGGAAAGUAGAAAUACUCUUUCAAAAAAUUUAAAAUCGGCACUGGACUUACCAGAAGUUAUUAGCAAAAAGUUAGA
Messenger RNA from Saccostrea cuccullata (small rock oyster), 1634 nucleotides. RefSeq lists its product as uncharacterized. The transcript has 2 exons. Bases 234 to 1469 code for a protein of 411 amino acids. Gene Ontology annotation, molecular function: metal ion binding. NCBI's taxonomy places the organism in Eukaryota, Metazoa, Mollusca, Bivalvia, Ostreida, Ostreidae. The record is from RefSeq and is a predicted model, not a curated record.